AUGAAUCUGAUUAAGGCAAAGAUAAAUAUGUGCACUAUCAACACAUUCGAAAACGAUGACUCAUAUUUUUAUCAUUUUGAAAUACCUAAAGUAGUCGAAACUGAAUUGAAAUGGAAAAAGGAAUGUUUUAAGGAAAUAAUGAAAGCUGCGGAUCUUAAAGAUAACAAAAAUUGCACAUUCACUGGGGCAAAAUUUCAUAAAGAGAACGAAGUUUUGGUACACAAUGGAAAGGAUAUUGGGCUUUUUGAAGUUGAUAUAAAUCAGUCUAAGACAUGGCAGGUAAUCUCCUUUUGUGAUAUUUCAACCUAA
Molecule: messenger RNA, 309 nt
Organism: Meloidogyne enterolobii
Lineage: Eukaryota; Metazoa; Nematoda; Chromadorea; Rhabditida; Meloidogynidae
Source: the annotation of a GenBank genome assembly